AUGCAAGCGUCGCCGGAUGAGUCCGCCGGGAUUAACUGCAUUUGUGUACUUUACCUACUUUACGCUCUCCAUAUACACAUUUCUUUGCAGCGUCUGCCCUGUUUCAGUGUUGCGAACAUCCAUGCCAAGUUCAAGGAGGGCGGUCAGCACCCGUUGAGCGACUCUUACAAGCGGUACAAGCAGCCGGGCAACACCACCGCCAGCCAAGAAGGACUCAGUGGCGCGGGUCAGACUCAUCAGCCGCCACCACCGGCAGCACAGCCAUCACACGGAAUUCUGAGGAGCGGAAAUUCCCGACUUCACCAGGUUCAUGACGCAGGUCGAAGUCACCCUGGAAAUCCUGGACAAAUGGGUUAUCCCGGACAGACGCAAACUCUUCCAGGAGCAUGUCGCAAACAUCCGAAUGCCGGAUCAAACUUGAAUCUAUAUCUACACAACGACUUGGACAGGCGUUUCUACUUUGAGAAGCCUGCGGUAUCCAAGUGCAAUCUGCACUCUCGUAGCUUUGCCAAAUCGCUGAAUGAGCUCUGCACGGAGACGUCGGUGUCCUCCACUCAUGUUCCCGUUCCCGUUCCUAUACCAGCUCCUCUUCCUCUUCCGGAUCCAGAUCCCCUGGCCCGCUCCUCCUCUUUUGCUGACUUGCCCCAAGAAUUUCCACUCACUCGAUCCGUGUCCACCGCCACGGAUAUAUAUCCUGCUCCUGCUCCGCCCUCCGCCCAAAUGAAGCGGAAACAGCAGCGAAACAUGGCCACCAACACGACCACGAAGAUCUCCAAAAAUCCACCAUCCUCGCAGACGCAGUUUGAGGAUCAGUCGCGGUUGUGUGGCCUAAAGAGAGGCUUGCGGAAGACCAAGGACGAACUCUUCCAGGAGUUCUGCCGCCGGGCUGGGAUGCGUAGCAAGCCCAAAAAUAUUUACUACAUCAGUGGUGGAGAGGAAGCAGAGGAGGAGGAGCAGGUGGAGCAUAAUAAACGGGAGGAGGCCCAGGAGGUUCCCCGCUGUGAUGACGACGAUGACGCGGAUGGGGAUGAUCACGGUUUCAGACAGUUUAAUCGCAUGGAGGAGGAUCACCUAUAUGUGGUGGGAGACCACGCCCAGUUGGUAGUGCCGCGUCGCACCUCGGUUUGCGUAGACUCGUUCGGGCAGCCGUUGCGCAGACUCAACUCGAACCUGUCCCUGCACACGGAUUCGAGCUACCCGGGCUUGAGCGGAGGCUAUUCAGGGAUGCGGAUGCCCUUGCCACCGCCCGCUGAUCUUGGCCAGAGUCGCACCUUGCCGCGCUGCUUCCUGCGUCAGUCGUCCGAUUCGCUGGCCUCCCAGGGAUUCCCGUUGGGCUCCAGUCAGCAGCGGUUCUCCCAGUUGAUGCUGAAUCAGCCACAUAGCCGCUUCGUAUCCUCCACAUUGACCUUGCCCCAGGUGGUGCAGCCUAAGAGUCAGGUGCAGUGGCCAACGGCGAUACCCUCGUCACCGUCGAACUACGCCAAUGGCUAUCAACAGCAUCCGCAGCCCAUUUAUCCGACUCCAGGGGCUGCAUCUGGCGGAACUGGGGGAACCGGAGGUACUGUUCCGGUUUCUGGACCACCGAAAUUCCAGCGCGGCUACGCAUUCGACGAUCAGCAGCGGAGGUCCAGUUACGUGAGCGAUGCCUUCGAUCUGGACGAGAUCGAGCGGGAGCGACGAAGAUCCCAUGCCAGCCUCUUUGGCCUCGGCCAGAACAGGGAUCCCUACGAUCUCAUCAAUGGCACCGCCGUCUAAGCCACCCACAUACUCGGAGUUAUCAAAGCCAA
Molecule: messenger RNA, 1787 nt
Organism: Drosophila eugracilis
Lineage: Eukaryota; Metazoa; Arthropoda; Insecta; Diptera; Drosophilidae
Source: RefSeq, a predicted model, not a curated record